GCUCCCAGCUGUCUCCUUCCUGCCCCGCUGUAGAUCCGGCCGGAGGAAUGAAGUCGGGGAUGUAGGCGCUCGCAGCACAGUGUAAUGCGGUGACAGAUGUAUCUUAGGGUCCCUGCCGUGGGUCUCUCCUUCUCAUUCUUCUUUUUGGCUUUCUAUUUCACAAAUAAGUAUGUCCUGUCUAUUCUGAAAUUCACUUACCCUACUCUUUUCCAAGGGUGGCAGACCCUUGUGGGGGGACUUCUUCUUCACAUAUGCUGGAAGCUGGGCUGGGUGGAGAUAAAUUGCGGUUCCAGGGCCUUUGUAUCAUGGCUACCAGCUUCUGCUCUUUUUGUGGGAAACAUUUAUGCAGGUUCCAGGGCAUUGUCAAGACUGCCUGUACCUGUGUUUUUCACGUUACACAAUGCAGCCGAAGCUGUGAGCUAUGGAAUCCAGAGGUUUAUCUUCAAAGAGCAAUAUUCUUACACAAGAACUUCCAGUGUACUAUUGAUGCUGGUUUCCGCUGGGUGCCUUCCAUUACAUGAUCCUCAGUUUGAUGCCGACGGUUAUUUCUGGGCUGUGAUUCAUCUAACGUGUGUAGGGUGUUACAGAGCAUUCCAGAAAAUUCAAAAGUCAACCUUAAGUGACCUUGAUCAGCAGUACAUAAACUACGUUUUCAGUGUUAUACUGUUGGCAUUUGCCUCUCAUCCAACAGGUGACCUGUUCAGUGCCUUGGAGUUUCCAUUCCUGUAUUUCUACAGAUUUCACAGUGGAUGUUGUGCCAGUGGGAUUUUAGGCUUCCUGCUAAUGCUAAUGUCUGUAAAGUUAAGGAGCAGUCUGUCCCCUGCACAUCACGUAUCAUGGAGUUUCCUAGCUAAGGUCAUAACAUCUGCCUUGUCAUUGUUCUUCUUUGAAAUCUCAAUGAGUGCACCUCUCUGUAUAUGUUUUGUAACGUGUGGUUUAGGAGAAGCUCUUCUUGUCUACACGGAGAAGGCAGGAAUAUAACCGGGGUAUGUGGAUCAUAAUCUAAACUGUAGAACACACUACAGAAUGGCAGCUUUUUCCAUCCAGGCUUCCGCUCAUAAUCACAGAUCUCUUCAGUCUCUGCUGCAAAUGGGAGUUCUGGAUUCAACUCUUGCAAUUCUUCAAAAAAGUCAAGUCCAUUGACUGUCUGGCAUUGAUCUGUCAGUGGACAAGUUAGUGAUACCUGACGUUUCACACGUGGUACCCUAUGCAUUGUAGUCGUGUUCUUACAAUUUGUGUAAAUCGGGGAAUGUUUGCAUUGGUAACAGAAUGAUGUUCUCUUACAUGUGAACCACAAUACCAAUAACGUGUUUUGUCUUCAUCGUUGUAAAUAAUUACUAUCAAGGACAUGAACUUGCCUUGUUCUAACCGUGCAUUUUAUUAAAACGCAGCAGGCACAUCAUGGCAGGAUCAGGAUUUGUCUGCUUUUGGUGUUACUUGUGCUACAAAGGCCAUGAUCAAAUGCAGAUCACUAGGACUCCCAGCAUGCUUAGGUAGCCCGUUUGGCCAAACGUGCCAGAGAUGUUUACAGCCCACGACACAGUAUGUUUUGAGAAGUCAGUAGGAAGAAUGUUUGGCAUGUAAUCUUCCGAAAAAAGAUACCUCCCGCUGCCAAGGUUUCGUUUUGUGUACCAAUGUUCAACUCCAUUCAUACUGUCUGUAUAAAUAAAGCGAAGAUGUUAUUUUUACCAUUUAGCAUCAUAUAGAAUGGGAUGACUGCAAUCUGUAUCUUACAUGCCAUUCUUCGCAACAUCUCUCCAAUGAGUAAACCGAGACAAGAAUAUUAUCACCAUGUUAUUAUAUUGAAGACGUAAAGACUGGAGCUGCAUCCUCGCUCGUUAUACUGUGAAUUUCUACAAAAUGCAUUUUAACCGUUAUUGUGGCCGUAUGGUUUAUAAAGGGUGCUGUAGAAAAACAUCCUUAUCCUAAGAAAUCCCUAGAAAAUAGAAUUCAAUAGAACACGUUGCAAACUGUUUAUUCUCACUUGAUAUACUUGUAUAUAAAUAUAUUUAUAUGAUAUAUGUACUCGCUCUAUACAAAUGUUUUUAAAUAUUUUUGUAGCAAACAAAAACACUUAAGGUGGUCUAGGUCACCGGGUGGAAACAAAAGAUAAUGUUUUUUGUUUAAAUAAAUGUUUUGAAGCAACCAGAAAGAGCCCAAGUAAGCAUCCGACUUAAAUCUUUGGAGAAGGCUGCACAUUGUUCCAAAUGCUAAUGGAAGCUUGUAAUGGAAACACCAUGGCUCUUGUUAGAAUACCUAAAAUGUAACCACAAAAUAAAUCAGCGCAUGUUUAGAGUUCUGCGAUGCCUGAAAAUUAAUGAACGGUCUGUAUGAUUUUACAGAAACUGAGAAGAUAAGUACCUCUUGGCUCAUGUCCCUACUCUUUAUAAAAUGUACGAUCAUAUUUCAUCUGUUUCUGUCUUUAUGGAUAUUAAAA
This is a messenger RNA of Spea bombifrons (plains spadefoot toad), 2437 nucleotides long. It is a transcript of the gene SLC35D4, whose product is annotated as transmembrane protein 241. The record is from RefSeq and is a predicted model, not a curated record. NCBI's taxonomy places the organism in Eukaryota, Metazoa, Chordata, Amphibia, Anura, Pelobatidae. The transcript is spliced from 15 exons. Bases 97 to 981 code for a protein of 294 amino acids. Gene Ontology annotation, cellular component: Golgi apparatus. Gene Ontology annotation, molecular function: antiporter activity.